CACCCGUAAAGAGAAGUCACGGGACGGCUGCUUGCUGUUGACAAGUUCGAUAUCUUAGGCCUAGAAGCAGCUCCCAAACGUUUCGCUACUCCGCGCGCUUGUCAAGCGUCACAUUUUAACAGUGGAUGGACCUGUGAGUGCAGUGCAGUGACGUGUACGAAAGUCGGCUCAGUCCGGCGUAGGCCUCUCUGUGCGGCGGGGCAGGCGGGCGGCACGGCUUCACGCGAGUCGGGUCGAGUCAGUGGAUUGGAUAUUGUGACCAGUGCAAGUGUAGUUCAAAUUUUCCAACAUGCCGAAGCAAAUGAAUGUGCGUGUGACGACGAUGGAUGCGGAGUUGGAGUUUGCUAUCCAGCAGACUACCACCGGCAAACAGCUCUUCGACCAAGUUGUGAAAACAAUUGGCCUUCGUGAGGUGUGGUUCUUCGGCCUCCAGUACACAGACAGCAAGGGUGACUUGACGUGGAUCAAACUCUACAAGAAAGUCACCAGCCAGGAUGUCAAGAAAGAGAAUCCAUUGCAGUUCAAAUUCCGAGCCAAAUUUUAUCCAGAGGAUGUAGGACAAGAACUUAUUCAGGACAUUACUCUGAGACUUUUCUACCUUCAAGUCAAGAAUGCCAUCUUAUCAGACGAAAUAUUUUGCCCUGCUGAAACAUCUGUUCUUUUGGCAUCAUACGCUGUGCAAGCCAGACAUGGUGAUUAUAAUGCUUCAAUUCAUGAGCCUGGCUUUCUAGCAAGGGAUCGGUUGCUACCUCAACGUGUGUUUGAUCAACAUCAAAUGUCCAAGGACCAGUGGGAAGUUCGUAUUAUUCGCUGGUGGACAGAGCACAAAGGUAUGCCUCGUGAAGAUGCAAUGAUGGAGUACCUUAAAAUUGCUCAAGAUCUUGACAUGUACGGCAUUAACUAUUUUGAGAUCCGUAACAAGAAAGGCACAGAUUUAUGGCUUGGUGUUGAUGCCUUAGGAUUGAAUAUCUAUGCUAAAGAUAAUAAGCUCACACCAAAAAUUGGUUUCCCUUGGGCUGAAAUCAGCAAUAUUUCAUUUAAUGACCGCAAGUUCAUUAUCAAGCCUAUUGACAAGAAAGCACAGGAUGUAGUCUUCUUUGCACCUCGUGUCCGCAUUAACAAACGCAUUCUUGCUUUAUGCAUGGGAAAUCAUGAACUGUUUAUGCGAAGACGUAAACCUGACACUAUUGAUGUUCAACAAAUGAAAACUCAAGCUAGAGAGGAAAAGCAAGCUAUGCAACAACAGAGAGAAAAGCUUCAGAUGGAAAUUGCUGCACGAGAAAAGGCUGAAAAGAAACAGCAGGAAUAUGAAGAGAGGCUUCGUUCCAUGCAAGAAGAAAUUGAAAGACGCCAGCAAGAAUUGACCACUGCUCAGGACAUGAUUCGUCGGCUGGAAGAGCAGUUACGCCAGUUGCAGAUUGCAAAGGAUGAGCUUGAAACACGCCAGAAUGAGCUACAAGCAAUGAUGGAGCGCUUGGAGGAGAGCAAGAACAUGGAAGCUGCUGAAAGAGCCAAGCUUGAGGAGGAAAUUCAAACCAAGCAGAUGGAGGUCAUGCGUAUUCAAGAUGAGGUUCAGGCUAAAGAUGAGGAGACCAGACGUCUUCAAGAAGAGGUUGAACUUGCAAGGGAAAAGCAAGAGGCUGCAACAGCAGCAUUGGCAGCCGCUGCCACCACUCCCAAGCAUCACCAUGUUCAAGAAAAUGAGCAUGAUGAUGAUGAUGAAAAUGAUGAGAUGAGCAAUGGUGAUGUGAGCCGUGAUCUUGCUACGGAUUCAGAUAUUGUUGAUCCUAUUGAAGAACGACGUACUCUUGCUGAGCGUAAUGAAAGACUUCAAAGUCAAUUGAAGAGCUUGAAAGAAGACCUCGCCCAGUCCCGUGAUGAUUCCAAGGAAACAACCAUGGAUAAGAUUCAUCGUGAAAAUGUUCGUCAGGGCCGUGAUAAGUACAAGACUCUGCGAGAAAUCCGUAAGGGCAACACCAAGCGCCGGGUUGAUCAAUUUGAAAAUAUGUAAUCUUUUCAAGUGUACUUGGAUUCUCUUUUAUGACAAAGAGAAAUCAUGGCAUUGAAGAUUUAUUCAUGUUCAAUCUCUUCCCCUCAUCUUUGUCUGCGAGUGAAUAAUAGUUUGAAAGUUAGUGCAGUCUUCAAAGAGAUUGUUUUAUUGGAGUUUUCUGGGACUACUUUCAUGUUGAGGACUCCUGGGGGAAGUGAUUUUAAAGUGAGAUCGUCAUCUUUUCCAUGACUGAGGCUCUGACGAGCAGGAAAGGCCCACAGUACUCAGCCAGCCUUCUAAUCAGGUGUGAUACAUUUGUACAGCUCAUUAUUUUUUUAAUAUCUGAUAGUAUUUCUGAUAACUAUGCUGUUUAAAGAUGUGCCUAUGUUUUAAUGUAGGUAUUAAUUAUUCAAUCCUCAUAUCUAUAAAUCAGAACGUUCAUGUAGUAAAGAAAACAAUAUUUGUCCUUGCCAAUGUAUUUUUGACCAGUUGUACUCUAAGUUGGCAUAUUGUUUCAGCCUGACAAAAUUUACAUAGAUGUAUUGUAUGCCGCCGUCCAUUUCUUUAUGGCUCAAUUAUGUGAGCAUUGCAUGUGGGGGUCUUGCACUUCAGGGUAACCUUUU
Messenger RNA from Frankliniella occidentalis (western flower thrips), 2613 nucleotides. It is a transcript of the gene Moe, whose product is annotated as moesin/ezrin/radixin homolog 1. Gene Ontology annotation, molecular function: actin binding; cell adhesion molecule binding. NCBI's taxonomy places the organism in Eukaryota, Metazoa, Arthropoda, Insecta, Thysanoptera, Thripidae. The transcript has a single exon. The record is from RefSeq and is a predicted model, not a curated record. The coding region runs from base 290 to 2011 and encodes 573 amino acids. Gene Ontology annotation, biological process: regulation of cell shape; positive regulation of early endosome to late endosome transport; positive regulation of protein localization to early endosome. Gene Ontology annotation, cellular component: microvillus; apical part of cell; cytoskeleton.